GGCGCUGGCCAGGCACUUCCGGCGCGGCGUCUGCUUGCGGCUCGGCGCCCGCUUCUGGCGCGGGGGCUCUGGGCGCGGGGCGGCCUCGUUCUCCGGGUUCCGUUCUUCGGCCCUUGCCGCCAUGGGCAAGAAGCACAAGAAGCACAAGGCCGAGUGGCGCUCGUCGUACGAGGAUUACGCGGACAAGCCCCUGGAGAAGCCUCUGAAGCUGGUCCUCAAGGUUGGAGGAAGCGAGGUGACCGAACUCUCGGGGUCAGGCCACGACUCUAGUUACUACGACGACCGGUCAGACCACGAGCGAGAGAGGCACAAAGAAAAGAAGAAGAAAAAGAAGAAGAAGUCAGAGAAGGAGAAGCAUCUGGAUGAUGAGGAGAGGAGGAAGCGGAAGGAGGAGCGGAAGCGGAAGCGGGACAAGGAGCCUUGCGACUCAGAGGGCGAGACCGGCGACUUCGAUCCAGGGAAGAAGGUGGAGGUGGAGCCGCCCCCUGACCGGCCCAUCCGAGCAUGCCGGACACAGUCAGCUGAUCUGUGGGGGCCAGAGCUGUGUCUGGUUUGCCUUUGUGCCCAGUCCUUGCUGGAAGCUAAGCCACUGCGAACCUGGAACAGAGAAACGCAUACUAUGAGAUCGGAGCUCUCCAGUGCAGUGACUCCAAAGCCUUGCUAUUCAGCUUUACUUUUUUACUUUGAAUUGUCAGCUGAGAACGAAAGCACGCCUAUUCAGCAACUCCUGGAGCAUUUCCUCCGCCAGCUCCAGAGGAAAGACCCCCAUGGAUUCUUUGCUUUUCCUGUGACGGAUGCAAUUGCCCCUGGGUACUCGAUGAUAAUAAAACAUCCAAUGGAUUUUGGGACAAUGAAAGACAAAAUUGUGGCUAAUGAGUACAAGUCUGUCACUGAAUUUAAGGCAGAUUUCAAACUGAUGUGUGACAAUGCAAUGACAUAUAACAGACCAGACACCGUGUACUAUAAGUUGGCCAAGAAGAUCCUUCACGCAGGAUUCAAGAUGAUGAGCAAAGAGCGGCUAUUCGCUUUGAAGCGCAGCAUGUCGUUUAUGCAGGACGUGGAUUUCUCUCAGCAGGCAGCGCUUCUGGGCAAUGAAGACACGGCUGUUGAGGAGCCAAUUCCCGAGGCUGCACCCGUCCAAGUAGAGACGGCCAGGAAGUGCAAAAGGCCGAGCAGGGAAGCCAUCAGCUGCAUGUUUGAGCCGGAAGGAAAUGCUUGCAGCCUGACCGACAGCACAGCAGAAGAGCACGUGCUGGCCCUGGUGGAGCACGCGGCCGAUGAGGCUCGGGACAGAAUCAGCCGGCUCCUCCCAGGCGGCAAGAUGGGCUACCUGAAGAAGAACGGUGAUGGAAGCCUGCUCUACAGCGUGGUCAACUCAGCCGAGCUGGAUGCUGAUGAGGAGGAGACCCACCCGGUGGACCUGAGCUCACUCUCCAGCAAGCUGCUCCCUGGCUUCACCACACUGGGCUUCAAGGAGGAGAGGAGGGGCAAAGUCACGUUUCUUUCGAGCGCUAGCUCCGCCCUUUCCACGCACACACAUUCAGUGUUUGGCGACUUGAAAUCAGAUGAAGCAGAGCUGCUCUACUCUGCCUACGGAGACGAGACGGGCGUGCAGUGUGCGCUGAGCCUGCAGGAGUUUGUGAAGGAUGCUGGGAGCUACAGCAAGAAGAUGGUGGAUGACCUCUUGGACCAGAUCACAGGCGGGGACCACUCGCGGACGCUCAUCCAGCUGAGGCAGAGGAGAAAUGUUCCAGCGAAGCCUCCAGAUGAAGUGAGGGCUGGGGACUCACUCGGUGACGGCAGCUCUGUGCUGGAUUUCAUGUCUGUGAAGUCGUAUUCGGACGUCUCUCUGGACAUCUCCAUGCUUGGGUCUCUGGGGAAGGUGAAGAAGGAGCUGGACCCUGACGAUAGCCACCUGACCCUGGAUGAGACGGCCAGGCUCCUGCAGGACCUGCACGAGGCGCAGACGGAGCGUGGGGGCUCCCGGCCACCCUCCAACCUCAGCUCCCUGUCCAACCCCUCCCCCUCCGACAGGGAGCAACGCCACCUGGGAAGCCCUUCUCGCCUCAGUGUUGGUGAGCAGCCCGAGGUGACCCACGACCCUUAUGAAUUUCUUCAGUCCCCAGAACCUGCAGCCUCUGCAAAGAGCUAGCCUAACGGAGCAUCUUCAACUUUUUUUAUAUUUUUUUAUUUGCAUGUAUAGUCUUUGUUGUGAGAGACUUUCAUUUUGUUCCCUCUGCCAUGUGGGAGGCAGCCCUGGGGAUGGGGUGCCUCGUCUGCAAUCACGUCAGCCACAGUGCAGUGUUUCUGUAGCAGCUGCGGUCCUGAACAGUAGAGAACAUAGAUAAAGGCGUGUGACCAGACAGUGUGGGCUGCUGUGGUCUCCCAGCACCCUUCCCUAGCCACCCUGGGGAGGCAGAAGAGGGUGUGUCUGUCCGCCUUCUGUUGGGAGCCCCGCCUGUCCCUGGGGCCUCCCAGGUCCCGGGCAUGUCAUGAUGAAGAGUGUUCUGGUGUGGUGAGCAGCUGACAUGCCCUCUGGCCUGGGGCCAGCUGGCAGUUAGAACAGUGUCCCCUCCUCUAAACCUCGAAAGGCCCGAGUUCUGGUAGAGACAGUAAGCUGCCCCCUGGCUGUGGUGAGAAACUGCCUGCCCGAGGACAUGUCCUGGACACCCGUUCACAUUUGAAGAACACAGCACAGAUCUUGACAAAAGGCACACACGGUCCUGUGAGACGCCCACUUCUGAGUGACUGAAGGAAAAUCCUUUCCCAGAAGAUGGGGGUGGUUCCUCCUGCUGUCGUCUCCCAUCUUCUCAGCAUCUAGACCUGUUCUCCACCCGCUGCGAGGCCUACGGUCACCCACCGAGCUGCCUGCUGUGCCCCUCAGUGUGAGAGCAGAAUGGAAUCCACUACCUCGGGGGCAGGGUCAGUCCUGAGGGAGGAGGUAUGCCUGCCUGGGACGGUGGGCCUGCUGGCCACCGACUGCCCGGGAUGCAGGCCGGCCCCAGCACUGUCUGGAUUGGAGAAAGGUCCCAGCACCCGUGGGAGGCGAUGUGUGUCCGGCGUAAGAAGAAAAGAGUUUGUCAGCUGGGUGUCAGCGAAGGAGCAGACACCCAGGGGCAGGCCCAGGAGCUCGGACCCACUGCAGCUGGCCCUCUGCUGGCCCCAUGCCCAUGAGCGCCCACAUCUGUGCCACCCCGCAUCCAUGGGCAUCCCAGGUGGUGCGGCGGUAGAAUCUGCACUUCUAGGCUUGGGUUGGGGGUGGGUGCUGCACUCGCCCAGCCCUGGUUCUGGAUGGGUCUCGAGGGUGUGGGUGCUGCGGUCACCAUCCGGGAGCCUUUCCCACUUCCCGGCCCACGGCCUGAGUCCAUGUCCAUGCCGACGUGGGCACAGUGCACAAUGGCAAGGCUGGCUGAGACACGGUGAGGGCCUAGAGCCCCAGACUCCAGGAGGGCAUGGACUCCACCUCAGGGGCCCUGCCAGAUGGUGUGAGCACCACCUGGCUCAGUGCAAAGCUGCAGCUGCCUCCUGCCCCGGGCUGUGGUGCAGAUGGUCAGGCCAGGUGGGCAGCCCGGUGCCCCUGAGAGCAAAUGCACAGCGAGGCCUAUGUCGCUGCUCAGGAAGCUGCAUGCCCACUAGGAAGUGGGUCCCCAGGAGCAUCCAGGGCCCAGGCCUUUCCUUCUUAAUCUUCAUUUGGUAAAAAGGUGAUACAAAAAUGUGUUCUUUGUUCUCUGUAUGGUGAGCAAGCGCUGCCUUUGUGGCUUCUGGAGUCACCUUCAUGGAGCACAGGUACCUCUGAGGAAGGAUCAUUUCUUAAAAGGUGUGAGCAGCUGGGCCCCCCAACCCCACUGGAGGAUUGAGGUCCCCUGGGCUGGUGCCUCCCUGCCCCUGAAACCCUGGCAAGCCCUGUGCCACACGGGACCUGGCUGGGGGCCUACUGCACACCAGGGGCCCGUGUGGAGGCCACCCACCCCAACAGGACUGGGGUGGCCAUCAUGGCCAUACACGUGUCUGGCUGUUGAUCCCGAGUUAUCAGACAUCUUCAGGAGCUGUGAGGCCAUCCUGAUGGACAGCCUUGGCCACACAUCAGCCCCAUUCAGGAGUCACAACCUCGCCACGGACCACAUCUUUCUCAGGGUGAAAGAAUGCCUGCUUUUGAGGGGUGAAUGCCUUUGUUUUUAGGGACCAAUGACUGUGGCUCAUAUCUUCCGCAGCCGCGGCCCCUGCUAUGCCAUUGGCUGGUCUCAGGUCUGAGACCCCAGUCAUGUGGUCUCAUUGCCUGGUGUCCCUGUGGUACAUGGUGGGCUCCAUCCACGCCACUGUCUCGGGCCUGGCUGGGCAGCACUGUGGCUGGCAGUAGCUGGCUGUGGGAAUCUGGGCUCCUGCCUCACUUGGAUGCGGUUUUUGGUCGGAGGUCAGUGCCACUCUGUUGGUGGCAACUGGGGCCUGCCCAAAGUGGGUGCUUGCUUGUAGGGGCCCUGGGAGGCAGCCACCUUCUCCACUGCCUGGUGACUGUGCUCCGGCUGCCCAUUCCCUGGGUCCCUGAGCCUGGGGAUGCCAGGAAAGCGUCUUGGGCCUCGGUCUCUGCUGCCUAUUGUCAGCCAAGGAUUCUGGGUGAGCAUCCCUGUCGACCUACGGAAGCCUUGCUCCCUGGAGAUCUGCAGGACAGCACCUCCUGGCUGGGGGCACACAGCAGCUCAAGGAAGCGGGAUCCAGGUGUGAAUGUUUGAUGCUAUGGAGCCAUCUGAGCGAAGCCUCUGCAUGUGGCCGUGGCCGUGGAGAGCCCAGGCUGCAUCUGCUGUCGGCUCAGGCCAGGGCCCCCGUGUAUGGAGAACCAUGCGGACUGCAGCCCCAGCCAGGGCCCUGCAGGCAGACCUCAUCCCAGUCAUCGGGGCAUGUGUGCCCACCCUCCAUCAUGAUGCCCUCAGGCUGUGGGUCUGACUGGAGGGAGUGGGCCUGCAGCGGGCGACUUCUUCAUGCAAUGCACAUCAUGAAUGGAGAGUCUUGGUGUUUGCAGAGCCUGCACCCUCCACGUCUUCACAUAUCUGGCCUCGUGGUGCUCACGUGGUGGCAGUUUGUCUGGGUCUGUUUUAGGGUCAGAAUGCUCGGAACCUAGAGACCUGUUCUGCUCAGUCCUACAGACUCUGACGCCAGACUCGAGGGUCCACCUCAGUGAUUGUGCUCCUCCCAGGACAUGCGUGGGACCGGGGACCAGCUGCAGGCUCCCCAGCACAGGCCUGCAGUCAGCUGCCCCGGGACAGUCACAGUCCUGCACACACUCGCCCUCCUCCCUGUCUGCCUCGCUGUCUGGAUGUCCCGGCAGAUACCGUGUCUCCGGCUCCUGUUCUGCACGACACUUGGGUUCCUAUCACACCUGCGACAGUUCCCGUACUCCCUGAAAUCAGGGUUCCUGGAAUUCCCCAGAAUGCUGGAACUGGUCUCCACCAGUGUCCCUCCUGUUUGCUGGCCCUCCCAUCCAGAUGCUGCCUUUAUUUGGAGAUUGGGUCCAGUACAGACAGCCUCUUUGUGUUCUGGGCCCCAGCACCUUGGCCUUGCUCCACAAACAUGUUCUCUCAGGAUGCCCAGGAUUCUCACAUAGGCUCGGGCCCCCAUGACUCCAAAUCCACCUGACACCCCAUCCAGAGAACGAGAGCGGGCGGCCAGGAGCAGUGAACCAUAGCCCCGGUCUGCUCCGAGGAUUCUCAAGGGGUGGUCCCAACGCUGGGAGCCACAGAGCAGUCCUCCCGCCCACCAUCACGCCAUACUAACGUGGACUCCAUUUCCUGGGCAUUGUGUUCCCAGGAGACCAGGGCUUAGUGUGGCAGGUCUGCUGCUGCUCAGUCCCACCUGUGCGGCUGACAGGCGGCUCGCCCCAACACCCCUGAACACUUGCAGUACCCUCCUUUCCUGAGGGCCCUGCCCCCUGGCAUCCCAGAAGCACUGCGGUUCCCUCCCAGCUGCCCAGCCCCAGGCAGCUCCAGGAUGCCAGCGGGCCGUGGCUGACAGGUCUUCCCACCCGUGGAAGGAAUGGCACAGGGCGUGUCAUGGAUGAAAAGGGCCGUCAUCCCUCCGGCCACUUUGCUUUUCCUGCGUUUCCCCAGUUUCCCUGGGGUUGGGCCUCUGAUACGGGUUUUCUGCCUGCAUCUGGGGAAUCUCCAUAUGGGUCUAUUGCAUUUUAAACAGGUCCUGGGACUCUGCUGGAGUGGUUCCCUGGCUGGGAGCCACUGGGAACUGCGUGCGCCUGGGGUCCUGGCAGAUGGGAGCCCCUCCUGCUCGUCUUGUGGGCUACAUGCCUCCCAGGGCUGUCUGCAGCUGUGCCACCACUGUGGUAACGGUAGGCUCUGCAGGACCCCUGACCCCUGUCGGCUCUGCCACCAAAGGCCGUCCCUGGCCCCCAGGGUCCCCUGGCCAUGCCACACUGCAGACAGGAGUCCAUGGCCUGCCGUGCCCUUGCUCCGUCUUGCAGCAGGAGCUGCAGAUGGGUCACCCCAGAAGCCGCAGCGGACGGGGAAGCUGGCCUUGCCACCUCACCUGUCCUGAGUGAGCAGCUGGUUGAAGCCCCUGCACUCCUUCCAGGCGGUGGCCUGGGCCACGUUCCUCAUCUUGGCUGUCACCAGCUUUGGCAUCUUCAGCCCCUUCCUGUCACACAACUGGAAAUAACGUUGCCUCUGGUGUAUCCUUUAUGGGGGCGCCUGCUACCUGAAGUGGGAUGGGGCUUUUGCCAGCUCCAGGCCCUCUGCUUGCUGGCCAUGUGAUCCUCUGCUACUCUGUCCUCUGCAUGGAGUCACCAGCGGGAGUGGCCUGACCUGUCCCCCACCCCAGUGCCCUCACUGCACCCCACACACACCCACUAUCACAGCACCCGAAACCCUGCACUUCUCCAUGUGGCUCAUGAGCUUGAGGUGCUGGCAGAGAUGCUCACUGGGGAGCACAGGCCCCUUGCCCACCCUGGGCACAGGGAGAGUGGGCCAGGGGCCUGGGGCAGCAGGGGGCUAUGGCAGGGCAGAAGGCCCCAGGAUAGAAGGACUUGCACAGUGGGUCCCUGUAGCUCUCUAAGAGGUUGCAGAGUGUUCUGCCCAGCACAGGGCAGGUAUGUUGAUAGGGAAGCAUUUCAAGACUACCAUCCCUGGGAGCUGUCGGGCAACCCUUGUGGCUGGUGACCUUUCUCACCUGAGACCUUCCUGGGGGCUGUGUCGGGUGUGUGGGGCCCUAUGUCACACCCACCCCAUCCUGGGUCUGCAGCACUUGACCAGGGGACCCUGGGUCCCCACCAAAGGCCCCCUGACAUUGGUGCCAGGGACAAGCAGGGUCACUGUUGGACCCACAUCCCUGUAGUGGGAAGUAGCUGGUAGCUCCCUUUGCAAGGAUAUGGCCUGCACUACCUGUGUCCCUUCCCGGCCAGGAGUGUGUAAUAGGGGGGUGUGGGUGGAAGGGAGGUGACUGGGCAGGACGCAGGAAGGACCCAGGCCUUCUCUCAGACCUCAGCCAUCUGUCCUGAGCCUACAGCUUUAAAACAGUAGAGGACGGCGUGAUGGCCCAGGUGCAGCCAGCCAGCUACAGCUAGAUUCUGCCCAUCUCGCCCCAUGCCUCAUGCACAGAUGCUGCAGUGUCCUUACAGCCGGCGCUGUGAUGCCCAGUGUGCUUCUGGUGAUGACUUGGGUGCCCACAGCCACCAUUCUAUGACUUUCCCUGAAAGGUCACACAGGAUAUCACCACCCAGUCCUUACGCUGAGACUGACUUGCCCCGCUUUCUGAACAAGUCCUUUGGUAGAUGCAUGGGCCCCUCUGGGACACCACAGGGCCCGUGUGGGGUGAGGUUGCUGUGCCCUGAAGGCCCCCGCCUGUGAUUGUCAGAGGGACCAGGGCAUCUCCCUCACACUAGAUUUUUUUGUGUAGAUGUCUUAAAUAGAAGGAGGACUAUUCAGAUUUUCUGUUUAAUCUUGCGUCUGUUUUUAUAAAUUGUACUUUACCCAAAAAUGUGUUUCAUCUAAAUUGUCAGAUUUCUCGUAAUACAGUUGCUUGUGCCGUGCCCUGUUUUAGUGUCUGUGGGAACACCUGCCGUGGGACCACCCACCGUGGGCCUGCCCACGCCAGGCUAUCACUUUGUUUAUUGAAUCGUUUGCACUGCAAGAUUGUAA
Messenger RNA from Manis javanica (Malayan pangolin), 8135 nucleotides. RefSeq names its product bromodomain containing 9 (gene BRD9). Lineage: Eukaryota; Metazoa; Chordata; Mammalia; Pholidota; Manidae. The record is from RefSeq and is a predicted model, not a curated record. Gene Ontology annotation, cellular component: nucleus. Gene Ontology annotation, biological process: regulation of transcription by RNA polymerase II.